UGCUCCACAGUUUGUCUCAGCAGGACCAGGGGACAGGCCGGAGUGGGCAGCGCCAUUGAGCAGGUUGUUUGGAACUGGCCCAAACGUGUGCUCAGCUGACAGUGCUCACUCGUGUCCAGAAGGUGGCUAACGGGAUGAGGCCGGCCGGCCACGUGGCGGAUUACGAGCAGCGAGAAGAAGGUAAAGAGAUUAGACCCGAAACGGAAUCUGCUGUUUUAACCUCAUCACUGUUGCCGCUCUGACGGGAAGCGGCCUGAACUCGAGCCUGGAUUCCGAGCGUGCCCCACCCCAUCUCUCCUCUUUCCCCCCUUUCGUUGCCUCUGCUCGUCCAUCCAUGCGGCCGCAUCUCCCGUCCACCGGGAUCCGACCGCGGCACCCAGAAACGUAGACAACAACUUGAACGGCACUAAUGAGGACACUUAUACACACUCUGCAAGAGAAGACAACCUGGAGAUCUACCCCCUCGGAAAUUAACCCACCAUGCUUUUCAAAUUGGGACUAUUCUUCUUCAUUUGGUGUCUGCUUGGCCUCCAAGCAAGUCAAUUUCAAGACAUCCAGGAUCAUGGUAUUUCCGGACUCAGGGAUGUGAGGUACCGGCACUUUUUAGAAGCCUCUAGAACAACUAAAUACAACAGUCACAAAGUAAGAGCCAGCGAGGAUGGACAUCGGAGGAAGAGGUCGACCAUUCUCAUGACCGGUGUCAAAGUAUGCCCCCAGGAGUCCGUGAAAGCUGUCAUCGACAGCCAUCGAGCGUACUACAAGCUCCGAGUUUGUCAGGAAGCCAUUUGGGAGGCCUUUCGUAUCUUCUUGGACAGAGUACCAAAGACAGAGGAGUACCGAUCGUGGGUUUACACCUGCCAACAUGAAAACCUCUGUAUGGACGACCUGGCUCAGAAUUUCAGUAGUUCUCAGGAGCAUCUGGACAUGGUGGCCCGAAGAGUGGCCGAGCAGGCUGAACUUGAAGGUGUGGUAAUGGAAACACCAGAACCGGGAGUGGAAUGUACCUGGACCCCAGCGGUUAUGCUCAGUCCAACAGAAGAUGAUAUGAUAAAAGAGGAGCCAAACUUGAUAAAAGACAACUACGGGGAGUACAUUGUGGAGUUCAAUGCCACCAUUGUGGAGCCAUCAUACAUCGAGCUGAUGCAUGACCCCCAGGCAGCUGAUGCUGAUGACAUCACUGGAGAAAUAACCGAAAAGAUGCUUCAUGCGCUUAAAAAAAUUCCAGGAUUCAAAGAAAUUCGCAUGUUGGGAUUCAGCUCAGAGGAUGUGAUUGUGCACUAUGCUGCGGUCUUUGAUGGAGACACUGAGCUCAGUGAUGACCCAGAGACUCCAGACGGGCAGACGAAUAUGAAUGUCCCUAAACUGAGGCACAUGAUAGUGAAAGCUUUCCAAAAAGAGCCAUCGCUUCUGCUGGACAUCCAGAAUCUAACCUUUCAAGCUGUAACAACAGCUUACCCAGAUGCAGAGCUCAGCAUGUACACCACUGGGAGCGGGGAUGUCAUCAAGGUCAUGGAAGAGGACAGCACCUUAAAGUUCUUCCCCACAGUAGCAGCAACCGAAAAUACCUUUGAAAGUACCAAAAUCCAACCUCAAGUACACACCGCUGUGCCUUCCGAACUGACCGCCCUCCCAGAAUCCACCUCUGCACCCACAGCCCUCAAUGAGGCGCCAGUGGCAGCAGCAGUGGAGGAGGCGUCUGCAGGUGAUCCUUCAGGGGAGAUGAGUGAUGUACCCACUCCAACUCCAGCACCAGAAGCUAUCCUAGAGCAGGAACAAGAGGUGGCGGUGAAGGACACAGGUCCAUUGGAAAUUAACAGUGGAGAAUCUGAAGGGGCAGACACAGGAGAGAAUGAUUACUUAACCUCGUCACCACCAGACUCCCAUUCUGAAAUAGUGAUCAUUGAUGAAGCUCACCUCUCUGGCACAGAAUCUGCAUUGCUGUUUCAUGAGGAUGCAAUUAUAGGCAUGGAACCAGAGCUCGACAUGCAGCCUAUAUCGUCACCUGCAGACAAAGGCGAUUCUCCCAUAGAAGUCACAAAUGAAUUAUCAAGCAUUGCCUCCACCAACGCCCCAACCGAAGUCUCCAGUGGAGCCAACAGCAACUCUCCCAAUGAAGUUUCUAUUGAAGUACUCAGCAAAAUCCUUAAUGAAGCCCCCAGCGAGGCCUCCAACAAAGUUUCUAAUGAAGUCUUUAGUGAAACUCCCAGCGACAUCCCUACCAAGAGCUCCAGUAAAGACCCUAGUGAUGUUCCUAGUGUUGUCCCCAACAAGGUCUCCAGUGAAGCCCCGAGUGAAGCCUUCAUCAAGCUCCCCAGCAUAGUCCAUGACAAAGUCUCCACUGAAGUACCCAGUGAAUCCCCCAUGGAAGUCCCCAGUGCAGUCCCUAGCAAUGUGCCCAACAAGGUCUCCAGUGAAGCUCCUAGUGAUCUCAGCACCAAGGUCCCCAGUGAAGCCUCCGGCGAGACCCCUAGGGAGGUUCACGACAAAGUCUCCAUUGAAGCCCCCGAUGAAGUAAUUAGUGAAGCUCCAGGUGAUGUCUCCACAGAAUCCUCCAGGGAAGCCCCCAGCAUUGUCCCCAGUGCAGCCUCCAUUGAAGUCCCCAGUGAAGGCCCCAGUGAAUCCUCCAGCAAUGUGCCCACUGAAGUCUUCAGCGAGGCCCACAGCGGGCCCCAAGUCGAAGUCUCCAACAAUGUCGCCACGGUAGAUCCCAUCAUUACCCACAACAAAGCUACCAGUGAAGCUCCCAGCAAGGACCACAGUAAAGCCACCAACGCAGUGUCCAGUGAAGCCCCCAAUAUUGUCCCCACUGAACUUCCUAGUGAAGUCUCUAGCAAAGUCUCAAGUGAAGGUCCCAUCGAGGUCCACAUCCAAGUCUCCAACCCAGUCCCAACAGAAACCCCCAGCAUUGUCUCCAGUGAAGCCACCAGUGAAGUAUCCAGUGAGAGCCCUGGGGAAUCCCCCAGCCCAGGCCCCAGUGAAGGAGAAGGAGCUGAUUCUACUGGAGGACACAACGGUGUCACCCCAGCCUUGGCGGACCUUCCUUCAGAAAACUCCAACAUCCAAGACGAUGUGGAGCCGAAACAGGGUGGGACAGAACUGACUGAGCCUCUGGAGAUGGAAAGCAGUAGUGUUAUAUACCCUUCAGAGGCUGACGAGCGUUCCACAGCUGCCCCAGCCUCAAAACAAGCCAGCACUCCCAUAAUGGCUGCGGUGCAGCAGAGCAGAGAGUUGGUGGUUUUCUUUAGCUUGAGGGUGACAAACAUGAUGUUUUCUGAUGACCUGUUCAACAAGACCUCCCCAGAAUAUAGAUCACUGGAGAAUACCUUUCUUGAGCUGACUCAACAUUCUGGGCCUAGAAAGCUGCCAAAUCCUGGAGCAUCCAGUAAAUCUGGGCCUAGGAGACAGACGACUUUAGCCUCCAUACCGCUUUUACCUUACCUUGAGUCCAAUCUGACCGGAUUCAAACAGCUUAAAAUCCUCAACUUCCGUAACGGCAGCGUGGUGGUUAACAGCAGGCUGAAGCUGGACAAGGAGGUGCCGUACAACGUGACUGAGGCGGUGCACUGCGUGCUCGAAGACUUCUGUAGCGCCGCGUCCAAGCGGCUCGACAUCGAGAUUGAUAGCCGCUCCCUGGAGAUAGAACAAGCUGACGAAGCAGACCCGUGCAAGUUUCUGGCCUGUAAUGAGUUUUCACGCUGUGUGGAGAACAGUUGGAACAACGAGGCUGAGUGUCUAUGUGAGCCGGGCUACAGCGCUGUGGAUGGCCUUCCGUGUCAGAGCGCAUGCGACCUGCAGCCAGACUACUGCCUUAAUGGAGGCCUGUGUGAAAUCAUUCCAGGCCAUGGAGCCACAUGCAGAUGCCCUGUAGGAAAAUACUGGCACUACCAUGGAGAGCGCUGCAGCGAGCUGGUGUCGGUACCACUCGACCCGUCGCUAAUUAUAACCUGCCUCGUGGGGAGCCUCUGCCUCGUUUGCGCCAUCAUCGGCAUUCUGGUGUUCAUUAACAAGAAGUGCACAGCGACGAGGAAGGCGGUGACUUUGGUGCACGGCGUUGCUCCCUAUGCAUUUGAAAAUACUUUGAGGGUGAACCCAGUAUAUGAGAGUGACGAUGGCAUCUUAAGCCAAGUGUCCACAUUGCCGUGUCCCUCCAGUUCGGCCUCACCCCACUCUCACCAGUCUGAGCAGGAAGUGUAUGCCUCAGUUGAAAACAUACAUCUCAGUAUUGAGAUCCCCAGACAACUCUACACCACAAGAUCCGAAAAGUUAGUGUCGGAGCUGGUGGACUUCCAUCAAUGCAUCCCGCACAAUGAGACGUGGCGACUGCCAGAUGAAUACAGAGCAUGUUUUCUUCUGUGGACAUCAGACAGCGAAGGCGAUGAGGCCACCGUGGUGUGAUGGCGUCCUGGGGCCGCAGUUGCCACAGCAACAAACCGAGCGAAGGAUCUAUGCUUAACUGUAUCUUGCCACGCCCCCUACUCCCCGAAGCCCUCGUAGAGUGUUAGGUCAUGAAUUGUUCAUAGUGACGAAUGUGUCGUGCUAGACAGAGCGCUAUGGAUAUUCCAAUGUGUGCGGAGUGAUGUUGUUUUCAUGAGGAAUCGAAUAUUUAUUACACAUAAUGAAUGGUAGGAAAAUUUCCUGUACGGCAGUUCUUUCCUCACAAUGAGGUAUUUAUUAUUUACAAAGUGGCACACUUGGUGGUAUCUCCCUUUAGACAUUCAUUUUAUACGCCAUUGUCGCAUCCCAAAAAUAAGUGAAUAAAUGUAUUAGCUGAUAAAAUCUUCAAAAAAUGGUUUAGGAGUUGUAAAAGAUCUUUAAAGCUUCUCUGAGUCUGAUCAUUCAUCUUUGAGGAUUUAGGCUUUUUGUACACAUUUUAAUCUUAAAAUAAAGAAUGAAAUGUUUUUGCAAUAA
Phyllopteryx taeniolatus (common seadragon) is the source of this 4908-nucleotide messenger RNA. It is a transcript of the gene impg1b, whose product is annotated as interphotoreceptor matrix proteoglycan 1b. The transcript has 18 exons. The record is from RefSeq and is a predicted model, not a curated record. Gene Ontology annotation, biological process: visual perception. The coding region runs from base 481 to 4395 and encodes 1304 amino acids. NCBI's taxonomy places the organism in Eukaryota, Metazoa, Chordata, Actinopteri, Syngnathiformes, Syngnathidae.